This is a messenger RNA of Hirundo rustica (Barn swallow), 5572 nucleotides long. RefSeq names its product transmembrane protein 121. The transcript has a single exon. Bases 26 to 964 code for a protein of 312 amino acids. NCBI's taxonomy places the organism in Eukaryota, Metazoa, Chordata, Aves, Passeriformes, Hirundinidae. The record is from RefSeq and is a predicted model, not a curated record.
GGGACGCGGGGCCGCCCGCCUCACCAUGGUGCUGCCGCCGCCCGACAAGCGCCACGUCUGCCUGACCACCAUCGUCAUCAUGACCAGCAUGGCCUUCAUGGACGCCUACCUGGUGGAGCAGAACCAGGGGCCCCGCAAGAUCGGCGUCUGCAUCAUCGUGCUGGUGGGGGACAUCUGCUUCCUCAUCGUGCUGCGCUACGUGGCCGUGUGGGUGGGCGCCGAGGUUAAGACGGCCAAGCGGGGCUACGCCAUGAUCCUGUGGUUCCUCUACAUCUUUGUGCUGGAGAUCAAGCUGUAUUUCAUUUUUCAGAAUUACAAAGCAGACAAGAAGAACCUGGAGACUGUGGCCAGGAAAGCUCUGACCCUACUGCUCUCCAUCUGCGUGCCGGGGCUCUAUCUGGUGCUGGUGGCCUUGGACAGCAUGGAGUACAUACGGACCUUUCGGAAGAAAGAGGACUUGCGGGGACGCCUUUUCUGGGUGGCUCUUGACCUGCUGGACAUCUUGGACAUCCAGGCCAACCUGUGGGAGCCGCACAGGACCGGCCUGCCCAUCUGGGCGGAGGGGCUCAUGUUCUUCUACUGCUACAUACUCCUCCUGAUCCUGCCUUGCGUGUCCCUCAGUGAGAUCAGCAUGCAAGGGGAGCACAUUGCCCCGCAAAAAAUGAUGCUCUACCCUGUCCUCAGCCUGGUCACCAUCAACAUCGUCACCAUCUUCAUCCGGGCCAUCAACAUGAUCUUGUUCCAGGACAGCAGGGUCUCCACCAUCUUUAUCGGCAAGAACAUCAUUGCCAUCGCCACCAAGGCGUGCACCUUCCUGGAGUACAAGCGGCAGGUGAAGGAGUUCCCGCAGAACGCCAUCGCCCUGGAGCUACAGCAGAACUCCCUCUCGCACAACCAGACCAUCCACAGCGCACAGGGCAUCCCCCACGAGCCGUCGCCCACCAGCGAGAUCCUGGACACAUGAGGGGCCCCCCAGCCCGGCGUUGGUUCAGACGGCCCCGUGCCCAGCAGAAGAGGGAUGAUGCUGCUUUCCUGCUGCCCGGUGCAAGCACGACAGACAAAUCCCGGCAGUGAGGGCUCUCCUAGGCACACAAACACCAACCGUGUUCUGAUUGAGCUACAGAGUGUACUCUAGACGUCUUCAUCUCAGGUAUAACCCUAGAAGUCCUCCAGACAAACCAAAUGGACUUGCAAAGGACCUGAACCAGCUGACCCUCUCUCCCUCUCCCGCCGGCAUCCCCCCUCCCGAGCAAAGACCGCUAAGGUUGCAGUGUCCCUUUUUACUCCCCGAGCACCUCACCUUUAGUCUAAGCCUGGAUUGAAGAUUUUGUUACUGGAGACCUUUUUACGGAGUUGGGGCAAGGGCAUAGGGGUGCGGAUUGGGGUGGGGAGGGUGGGACGUUUGAAGCAGUAAACCCUGUGAUCGUCGAUGUCUCUUAUCUCCAAUGGUUGUGUUUACAGUUUCCUAUUUAUAUCGGCUCCGGGGGCUCUCAGGCUGCCCUGUGGGUCAGUGAUCUUGUGGUGGGCGAGAGCAGGGAGCCCUGCAGUGGGGAGCAGGGCUGGGGCCAGGGUGACUGCCCGAGGGGGGCUGAGCCUCCAUCAGUGCCCUGCACCGACUCUGCCGGGAGCAAUAUCUGAUGAGCUAAAGCUAAUCUAAUGCUGGUGUUUCAUGUAUUUCAUUCACUCCCAACGACUCAGCACAAUAUUUCUAUUUUUAGAUGGGUCUCUCUCUCUCUCUCUCUCUCUCCCCCUGCCAUCGAGAGCCUCCCUGACUGCAGCAGCCUGAGCAGCCUCCCCAGCCCCCCGGCACUGCUACUGGCAGGCACGGGCACCCAGGGGGGAUCAGGAGCAAGGAUGGAGAUGAUGCAUUUCACUCUGGCAUCAAGGGUUUAUAAAGAGGGCUGCUUGCCACAGCUACUAUAUUUUUAAAAUAAAUAUUGAAGAAGAAAAAAAAAAGAAAAAAAAAAAAGAAAAAAAAAAAAGAAAAAACCAAAACAACAAACCCCAAAAAAGAGCUGUGAAGAAUGUGCUGCCCCGGGCAGGUGGCUGGGAUGGGGCUGGGCUGAACUGGGAAGGAUAUGCUGCCCCGGGCAGGCGGAUGGGCUCGUGAGUGAGCUGGGCUGGGAUCUCCUCUGCAAGCGUGUGUGGUGAUGAGGGGCUCAGCCACAGGCAGCAGGGUGGGAGGUGACGGUCAGCCAGACAAUAAAAGCCCCAUGAGAGCAACGGCUUCUGGUGGUCUCUUUUCUGCCAGUGUGGGGAGGGUGAGGCUCAGCUCUCAUACAGCUCAAAUCACUUGUCUCCCCUUCUGUCCACCUCCCCUGGACUCCCAAGUGCCACCCCAAGGUUCUGUGCCCUGCACUCACUGGGCAGUGGGCCCAGAAAGGAAAUAAAUCAUUUUUCCAGCCGCAGUGCUGCCCCAGGGCUGAAUGCGUCUCAGCUGCCUGACCCUGGGGGGAGGCACAAGGAGACAAGCAGAAAACAUGCAUCUCAGACAUGCUGAAAUGGGAUAUUUUUGCUUUUUCUAAACAAAAUGUUGCAUUUUGAGGAGAUGGAAUAAAAUUCCUGGUGCUGUUUACAUUUCUCUUCCACAUUUUCCCCUAGCUCUGCUUACCAAAUUUGACCUAAAUCCACAAAUCAUUUCAGUCUCCAUCUUCUCAGCUCAUCACAAUCUGUCCAAAACAUUUCAACCAUCCCUGAUCCAGACUUCCAAUUUUAGGGCCAGGCAAUCGCAGUCUUGCUUGGCCACCCUGUCACACAGGGAUAACUCUAAUGUUAAUUAAAUCCACUGAGAAAUAAAACAGUAUCUUUGCCAACAAAAGUGAGUUUGCAACAGAUAUGGCCAAAUGGAAAAGUUUCUUCCUCCUCUCCCUCAGGAAACAUGAGACGAAGUGGGCAGGUGAUUGAAAAGGUAUUAGCAGAAAUUAAUUAAAUUGCUAAAUUAUUCUGGAAUACCUAUGGAAUUAUACAUUACAUCUCUUCUGAUGCCUUUAAAAUACAUGCAAUUAGCAUCAGUUCAAUUAACUCCCAAGUAUCUAAUAACAUUCUGCUGCUCUUUUAAGUAAUUAAUUUAUGAGCUUUUGUAUUAUGGUUCUUCCCCAGAACUGAGCAGAGGAAAACCUUCAGGGAAACCUCUGGCAUGGUGCUGUGAGCCCUGGGGUGCCAGCUGAGGCAUCAGACUGAGCCCUGAUGCACAGAUCUUGUCUUGGAUCCUGGGGAUAAAAUCAGUGAUCUGGUGGGUUACUCUUGAUGGGUUGGGUGUAUUUUUGUUCUGUUUCACCCCAAUAGCUGGCUCUGCAUCCUUCCCUUAUACUGGAAUAUGUUAACGUUCCCUUGAGCCUGAUCUGUCGCUAAGGUUGCUUGGGGGUGUCUGGCUGUGCUCCCUGAAAGCAGCCUGCAUGGGAAGCGAGUAUCGCUUUAUCCUCCUGGUCCCAUAACUUCCAAGAAGGUUUAGGAGACCCCACAAGUUUUUCUUGAGCUUGCAAGACCCUGCCCUUCCACUGCUGGCGUGAGAUUCUUGUCUUUAUAGAGUGGGGCAUCCCUGUGGAAGGGCUGCAUUAGGAGCUGGGGCAGUAGCAGAGGCCCUGGAGGUGGUAUUCACCUGGGAUGCAGUGCACCACAUCAUUCCCAGAAAGCCACGAGUGCUUCCCUCUGGUGAAGGGAGGGAGAAGAGGCUUUUCUCAUCUUCUGCUGUUCAUGAUCCCCAGGGCUCUGUGUGCAUCACGUUCUGGGGAGCAGGGAGAGGUGAGCUAGUAGGGAAAGAAGGAUGUCUGCAAGCAGAGGGGACAGCCAGAGUAAAGCCCUUGGGGCGUGGAGACAGCGCAGCAAGGGCAGCGCUGCAGCUGUUCCUGCCCACUGCUUGGCGAGGGGGGUGCCUCUUCCCCAAAAUCCAGCGCAGGCAGGACCCCCGGGAGCCACGGGACCAGCAGGAGGGAUGGCACAGUGGCUGGGCAGGGUGGCUGGCUCCCAGCCGAGCUGGUUGUUAGGGGAAGGUGAUGUUUUGCUCUGGGCAAUGAGAACUAAAGGAAACAAUUAAAACUAAAUAGGCUGGAACCGAGCAAUUUUUCAGCUUUCCACCGAGAAGAAAUGGAGCUCCUUUGUGAACAGUGAAAUCCUCCUGGCGAGCUGUAGAAUCCCACCUGAUGAAGCCGCACAACUAAAAUGCAGAAGGGAUGCAAAUUCCCUGUGCUCCAGUGGAAAAUCCGUGGGGGUGGUGUCCCUUGCUGCCAUCAGAACCAGGCCACCAGCACAAGGCAGCCCAUGCCCUUGGCAGGGAAGGCUGGUGGUGCUCUGGGGACCCAGCUGGUGCUGCCCUACCUAUUACCAACCCACUGGUCAGUGCUGAGGCUACAGCUCCUUCUAAGUGACAAGCUGUGGAGGAGCCAGGUUCACCCUGUAGCUUGCAGGGCACAUCAGAGUCAUGGCACCCCCUGGAGAUGCAAAACCUGAGCCCCUCAGAGCCUUUCUGCCAGGCUGGUCCCAAGGGUCAGCAAACUGCCCCGGUCCUGCACAGGCACAGAGGAUCUGAUAUCACCUGCUGGCCAGUGGCAAAGGGCUGGGCAGUACCCACCCAUGUCCCAGGCACUGUGGGACUGCAAAACAGGAGCUUCCAAAUGGAGCAAAGCAAGCCAUGAAGGCUAUUUGAACGCAUCAAGCCCAGAAAAAUGCCCCCGGGUCCUGUCCCCUGUCCAAAAUUUGGGUGAAGUGGUAGCAAUGGGCAUGAACUGCUGCAUGCCUGACACCAUUUGGACCCAACUCCUGUGCCCCAACAGCCUCGUGGUACCUGCAGUACCUCCUCACUGCCUUGGGCUGAGCCCCAGGUUUGUACCCUCCUGGGAGCUCCCGUCCAGCCCACUGCAGCCCCAGCCUCUUGCUGCUGUAUUCAGCUGUGUGCCUGGGAGGGUGCUGAGCGGGGCUCGAGCUGUAGCUGUUCUUUCCCAGGGUGCUGGCGGCUCUCACACGUCCUGCUUGUCCUCACCUCCUUUUGGCAGGUGAAAAUCUCUGAUGCUGCAGUCUCUGUGCAGGGCUGGAGGAGGGUUCACUCACUGAGCUGAAAGCGCCCCUCGGUUCUGCUGCCAGAUUCUCCAUGUGAGCAUGGCUCUGGUGACUUUGUAGGGCUCAAAAGGGCUUGGGAGGAGUUGGGAGAAGAAAUGCACCCACCAGGGCCAUGCAGCACGAGGGUGGACCCUCUGCAUGGUGCAGGUCCAUGCAGUGUCACCUGGAACCAUACAUAAAUAAGGGAUUGGGUUUUUUUUUCCUUUGGAUCAUUCUGGGUUGAUUCAAUGAGCAGAGACAGACUGAACUUUCAUGCCAAUAACUGUUUUCCUCCCACCUGCCCCAGAUUUGCUUCACUCUUUUAGCUCAGGCCGAUGCUGCAACAGAAAACACAGGGCAGGUGUCCAAACCACCCUGACAGCAAUUCCCAUCCUCCUAAAUUCCUCCUGAGCAGGAACUGUAGCAAAAGUUUGAGUUUCACACCAAUUUAAUCCUAGCUGAAUGCCCUGAAUUCUUCAGUUGUGUCUGGUUUUUUUGGGUCUGGCAUCCUUGAAGAACAAUAUCCAUUUAAAUUGCUGAU